Molecule: messenger RNA, 5948 nt
Organism: Lytechinus variegatus (green sea urchin)
Lineage: Eukaryota; Metazoa; Echinodermata; Echinoidea; Temnopleuroida; Toxopneustidae
Product: multidrug resistance-associated protein 5-like
Exons: 29
Coding region: 449-4855 (1468 amino acids)
Biological process (GO): transmembrane transport
Cellular component (GO): membrane
Molecular function (GO): ABC-type transporter activity; ATP hydrolysis activity; ATP binding
Source: RefSeq, a predicted model, not a curated record
UGCAUCUCUCGACUGUUUAUAUUUGCUGGGCGGUCAUGGGCGAAGAUCACGCCAUCGCAUCUGGAUCAGAAUGGCGAGGAUAUUGGCAAUACAACCAUGACUCGGCAUUGUUUCAUCAUCUCAGACAUACAAUGACUAACUCCAUGUUCUUCUGUACUUCAUGAUGUCAUAUCGUUAGAAAAGGUUGUCUGGAUGAGAGCUUAUAUAUCCUAGUGCUCUAUCACUCAUUUUGGAAUAUACUGGGAAGCAAAAUAUUUCAUCAAGGAAAUAUAACGAAAGUUAUACCAUUACUUUUCGGUCUACUCUGGUAAUAUUCACCGGCGCUUGAAGGUAUAUAAUAAGGGUCUAUAUUUCUUUUAAGGUGAAAGAGAGUCGGAUGGUUUCGCUUAUGCCUUUCUACAGGAUCUAGGACUAUCCACACAAUUCUUCUGGAGUAGGCUGUUUCGUAAUGUCGGGGAACGAGAUAUCGCCUUCGAAUGAAGGCGUGGACCAACCCGACGCCGACGUCCAGUUCGUCAAGAUGAGGAGGAUCGAUUCCGAAGACAACAUCCGCGAGAGAGAUCGAGAAAUAGCUGAUAUUACAGGGGUAAAGUUCGUUGGAAUGAAACGGAUCGACUCAAGAGAAAACAUUCAGAAUGACCAAGCAUCCAAAAAGGGUUCAUCGGUGAUGUUUGCAUCGAUGGGUGAACCGACGAAUGACGGUUACGACUACGACGAUGACCGGGAUGUCGUGACGACCAAUCCGUACCUGAGAUACGGGGACAAGCCUGGCUUCCGGUAUAAACAAGGUCUCAAAUUACUUGCCCCGUUCAGAUUCAAGCCAUCUAAGGAGCAGUAUUCUCCUCUUGACUACGCUGGUUUUAUCUCAUUCUCCUGGCUGUCUUGGAUGUCACCCAUCUUCUACAAGGCUUAUAAAAGAUCUCUAGAGUACGUUGACCUUUGGACUAUCUCAGACUACGACAGGGGCGACUAUAACGGUGAUCGAUUAGAGAAGUACUGGCAGCGAGAAGUCGCCAAGAAAGGAGAAAAAGAUGUAUCGCUCGGUCGAGUAGCUCUUAGCUUCGUCGCGACAAGGCAAUUCAUCUCUAUCCUUCUACUCGUCAUAUCAACCUUAGCGUCAUUUGUAACCUCGGCAGUGUUCGUCCAGCUGCUGCUCGAAUACGUUGAAGACAUGAAUGACGACCGAUUAUGGUACGGCAUUGUCCUCGUCAUCUCUGUGUUCGCUCUCAACAUCAUUCGAAUCAUGAGCGAUGUCUUCUUCUGGUCGUUCAGCUGUCGCACAGCGACCCGUCUUCGCAGCGGAGUCCUAACGAUUGCUUUCCGGAGGUUGGCCAAUUUGAGGAGUUUGAAGGAUCAUAGCGUUGGAGAGAUCGUGAACAUAUGCGCCAACGACAGUCAACGUCUCUACGACGUAUGUCUGGUGGGUAACUAUAUCAUCUCGUCACUUGUCAUGCUCGUCGCAGCCCUUAUCGCUGUCCAGAUCAUCAUCGGUUAUGGCGCCCUCAUCGGUACCAUUAUUACAUAUUUAUUCUUCUUGCCGUUGACGACUGGCAUUGGUCGAAUCAUAUCUAAGAUUCGAAUGAAAUGCAUCAAGUUUGUUGAUCUUCGGGUUCAAAAAAUGAAUGAAAUCUUGACCUAUAUCAAGCUCAUCAAGAUGUACGCUUGGGAAUCGCCUUUCGGCAAGGCAAUACAAGCUAUUCGUGCCAAGGAGAGAGCGUUCUUGGAAAGAGCAGGUGUCCUUCAGAGUUUUAGUCUCUCCAUUAUUCCCGUCGUGCCGAGCCUCGCCGCUGUCAUCUCUAUCAUUAUCCAUAUAUCCUUAGGAAACUCCAUGACAGCAACGGAGGCUUUCACGCUGAUAUCUCUGUUGAAUGUGAUGAGAGUCGUUCUGGGACCAACGCCAUUUGCUGUAAGGAUGUUAGCCGAAUCUAACGUAGCCCUGCAUCGUCUAAAGGAAAUCAUGAUUCUGGAAAGGAUGAGGCCGAACGAGGUGCUAGAAGAUGACAGUGACAACAUGGUGGAGAUAAAAGGUGGUUCGUUCGGCUGGGAUGCUAUCAAAACUGAGAAUUCAGAAGAGAUGGAGAGGGGACCAAGAAAGGGACGCAACAAUAAAGAUGGGAAAGACGAAUCGGAGAAGAGAGUAGAAAAUGGUAAAAACCAAGAUAAAGGUAUAAAAUCAGAUCAUUCUAAUUCAUCGAAUGGCCACCUGACUUCGGAAAAUGGCGUAUCGAGCUUUAAGUCAGCCAAAAUCACACCAGCUCUUUUUGAUCUCGACUUCAAACUCAAGAAGGGGACUUUGAAUGGUGUAUGCGGUCUGGUCGGAAGCGGUAAAUCAUCUCUCAUCUCCGCCAUCUUGGGUGAAAUGGAGAAGAUCAGCGGAAGUUGCAAGGUCAAAGGUCGAUUCGCGUACGUCGCCCAAGAGGCGUGGAUUUUCAAUGCAACGGUACAAGACAAUAUCCUCUUCGGUAAGAAAAUGGAUGCGAAGCGGUACGACGCGGUGUUGACCGCGUGCAGUCUCAAAACGGAUAUGGAGAUACUCAUGGAUGGCGAUCAGACAGAGAUCGGCGAGAGGGGGGUCAACCUUAGUGGUGGUCAGAAGCAAAGGAUCAGCUUAGCCAGAGCCGUGUACGCUGAUCACGAUGUAUAUCUCCUGGACGAUCCGUUGAGCGCGGUCGACGCCCACGUCGGAGAACAGAUCUUCAACCGCUGCAUCAAGGGCGCCCUAAAGGAUAAGACUGUCCUCUUUGUGACGCAUCAGUUACAGUUUCUUCAGGACUGUGACACGAUCUCGGUCCUGAUAGAAGGGAGACUAGCUGAGAAGGGAACACAUCGUACGCUGAUGGAUGAGGGUGGUGAGUACGCUCGGCUCAUCACAGCGCAUUACACCAAACCACAGGAAGAAGAGCCACCGAAGCCUGAGGAACCGAUGUCACCAAGACUUAAACGACAGAUCAGUCGUCAUAAAUCAAUCAGUCGAAGCGUGACUAGCGAGGUGGAGGGUGAGAGUAUGAAUUCAAUCGAAGAAGUUGGACAGCUGACCAAGGCAGAGGAGACUGGCGAUGCUAAGCUGAGCUGGAAAUCAUAUCACGGAUAUAUUAAAGCGAUGGGUGGAUAUUUUAAUGCUAUCGUGAUCGUCGUAUCAUAUUUCUUUGUGAUUGGUCUGUUGACGGCGAACACAUGGUGGCUUAGUUAUUGGAUUGAAACCAGUUUGAACAGACCAUACAAUGAGACUCUGGGUGAUCCUAUACCAACUCUCGUCAAUGAUCCUAGAUUAGGGUUCUACAUGGGAAUCUAUGGUGGAUCAUUGUUGGUCAUCUUGAUCUUGGCAUUACUCAAGAGCGUUGUCUACUCAAAGUUAACGAUGCGAGCAUCAUCCAGAUUACACAACACACUCUUCAGUAAAGUGCUGAGAAGUCCAAUGAGUUUCUUCGAUACAACCCCGACUGGAAGAAUUCUCAACAGGUUCUCGAAGGAUAUGGAUGAGUUGGACGUCUUGCUCCCGAUCAACCUCGAAUUGUCUUUGAUGAGCCUCUCGUUGAUCACCGCCUCUCUCUUAACCAUCUCCGCGGUCUUCCCGUACUUCCUAGCCGCCGUCGUCCCCAUCCUCAUUGUCUUCUAUCUCAUCAUGAACUUCUACCGGAGGGGCGUCAACAGUCUGAAGCAAAUCGAGAACGUUAGCCGAUCACCAUGGUUUUCACAUAUCGGCUCGACGGCGAUGGGAUUGACGACCAUCCAUGCUUACGAUAAAACCAAAGAAAUGAUCGAUAAGUUCAUCUACCUUCUCGAUGUCAACGCCCAUCCGAUGAUGUUGUUUCGUAUGGCCAGUCGAUGGGCGGGAGCUCGACUCGAGAUCCUCGUCGUCCUGAUCGUCACCGGGACCAAUCUCAUGGCCGUCCUGACCAAAGGUACUCUUGCGACGUCGACUGCUGGACUUGCAAUCUCGUACGCGAUACAGUUGACCGGUAUGUUCCAGCUUUUAAUGAGCACACUGGCUGAGACGGAAGGAAGAUUCUUCUCGGCAGAAAGAAUACUUGAAUAUAACAGGUCCCUCGAGGAUGAGGGACCGGAAGUGGUGCCGGAUAACCGACCUCCCAAGGACUGGCCAAGUGAGGGUGCAAUCCGAUUCGACAGCUAUCGGAUGAGAUAUCGUGAAGAGCUCCCUCUGGUUCUAAAGAAUGUCAAAUGCAAGAUUCGGGCCGGGGAGAAAAUUGGCAUUGUUGGUCGCACCGGGUCAGGUAAAUCAACGAUCAGCGUGGCGUUGUUCAGGCUCGUAGAAGCCGAUGACGGUCUGAUAACCAUUGACGGUCUCGACAUCAGUACGAUUGGCCUUACCGACCUACGAUCUAAGAUUUCAAUCAUUCCUCAGGACCCAGUACUCUUCAUCGGGACUGUCAGGUACAAUUUGGAUCCGUUUAACGAGCGAAGUGAUAAGGAAUUAUGGGAGGCCCUGGAGCAGGCAUACAUGAAAGAUAAGAUUAGUGUUCUCGAUCAUCAGUUAGAAGCUCCCGUUACCGAGGGGGGAGAUAACUUCUCUGUUGGAGAGAGGCAACUUCUGUGUAUGGCCAGGGCUCUUCUUCGAAAUAGCAAGAUUUUAUUCUUGGAUGAGGCAACGGCAGCCAUUGAUACUGACACUGAUAGCCUGAUACAGCAAACGAUAAGAACAGCAUUCAGUAACUGUACCACUCUUACUAUAGCGCAUCGACUUAAUACAGUACUCGACUCAGAUAGAAUACUCGUCAUGGACGAUGGAAGGGUUGCUGAAUUCGAUUCCCCUUCUACCUUACGAAGCAAUCCAAAUUCUAUCUUCAGUGGAAUGGUGGCUGCAGCCGAGGCACAAAAAGAUGGAAUUGUGGCCUGAAAUCAACGACUACAAUUGGACUAAAUUUGUAUUACUUUGCUUUUGUAUAAUAUUUUCGUAAUAAUCAUAUCAGAUUAUCAGAUAUUGAAUGAUUUUGUGUGAAAAUAAUGGUGCUUUCGAUGAUUAACUAGGGAACAUUGAUGAAAAUGAGAGACCUCACAAAGUUUGUUUUAUUAUUUUAUGAACGAAAUUACUUUGUAAUUGUAAACAUUUGUAGCAAAAGUUCAUUUAAACGCAUUUAAUGAUUAAAAGUUUAUAUAUUUACGGUGUUAUUAUAUAAAGCUUUAUAGAUGUGUAGUGAAAUUGUUAAGAGACUAGGCUGAAAUAAUGGGUGCAAUUUUCCUAUAUGAAUGCCAGUUUAUCCACUUUGGUGUUUGAACUUUAAAUUAAUAUGCUGAUGGUCUCUGUUUGAUGACUGAGACCAUUUAGCAAUUUCUCUUGAUUAUUUAACUAAAAAAAAUGGUAGAUUAUCAUUGUGUGAAUAAAGUGUACAUUAUAGUGGUGAACGCGCCAACGAUGGCCGAGAUCUUCUCGACGGGGGUGGAUAUUUCACCCCCGAUCGACCCCCCCUCCCUGACACGGCUGUAAGAUGGGUAAAAAAUCCUGAAGCGCCAUAUAACAUUGAACAAAAUAAAUCAAGCGUAGAUCUAAAUGCAGGUCUAAAAAGACAACCGUACAUCUUACGACUGGUCUGGGACUCGAUUUUAGAAUAAAAUUUGAUAAAAUUUGAUGUGAAUGUUUUAAACAUGGAACAUCUUACUGUGUUAAAUUCUGAGUCAUCGUACGAAUACUAUUUUCAAAUCUAUGACUGUGCCACCAUCCUUAUCGGAAUAAAAGCGAAUUGAAUGUCCGGUCGUAAUUACGUCAUUAUCAAUCGUACGAUUGCCAAAGAUUUAAAACCGAUUUGACAUUUACUCCGAAAUAAAAGCUUGUAAGAUAUUCCAAAUUCUUAUAUUAGCAUUCUUACAGUUAAUUUGAACUGCAAAAACCAAGGUACAUUUUAUUCACAAUUUCAGGAAAAUAAGCAAAGCGCGAUUUGUCCCAUAAUCGGAUCGUGGACCAGUUGUAAGGUGUGCGGAUGCGUUUAGGCAAA